Kwoniella botswanensis is the source of this 873-nucleotide messenger RNA. RefSeq lists its product as uncharacterized. The transcript has 6 exons. Bases 1 to 873 code for a protein of 290 amino acids. Gene Ontology annotation, molecular function: protein phosphatase inhibitor activity. NCBI's taxonomy places the organism in Eukaryota, Fungi, Basidiomycota, Tremellomycetes, Tremellales, Cryptococcaceae. Gene Ontology annotation, biological process: regulation of signal transduction. The record is from RefSeq and is a predicted model, not a curated record.
AUGAUCCCACCCGAACCACCCAAACACACCUACGCAUCCACUCACCCACACCCUGAUCAUAUUGAUAUCCCACAUACAGAGGGACCACCGGCACCGGCGACAGAUGAUUUGUUAGAGUCACCACCUUUGGUAUCCAGUGCGGAUAGGCCACCGCCUUCUAGGGGGAUCCUGAAGAAUCCCCUCAGAAGGGGUAGCGGGAUGGGGGAGGAGGGGAUGGUGGUGGAUAAUCACCUACAAUGGGACGAAGCAAACAUCGCAUUGACCGAGAUACAGAAGGAUUCGUUGAUGAAAAUCACCGAACCCAAAACACCCUAUGUACGAUACGAUGCUGAGAACGAUCGAGUAUUGGACAAUGACAUCCCAAACUUCGACCUCGAGCAUGAUCAAGCUCCUAAAUCACCUAACACACCUCUUGAUCCAGGACGGGGAAGCUUCCCAGGCACACCCAACUCAACCGCCGAAAACACCCUCUUCAACUCCCAAGCUCAACAACCUCAAGACGAAGUACCUCGACGACCAUCCGUGUCCAGUAGUUCCUCGCGAUCAGCUUCGUUCUCCUUACCUACUCGCGACAGACCCAUUCGACCCGGUGGAAAACCCAAUAUUCCCGGACCGGAGGCAUUGGGAGCGACAGCCGCUAAUACCGCUGCCAACUCCGGUGAGGUAUUCAGCGAUAGCGAAGAUGAGAUGGAUGAAGAGCAAAAAGCGAAACAUAAGGAAUUCGCUAAAAAGAGAAAUAACCAUUAUUCAAAAGAGGCUGCUUUCGCUAUGAAAAAGGCUAGGGAGCUGUUACGGAAGGAAGAAGACGAUGAACAAGAAGAGGAAGGAGGUGUUAAUGGUGUCGCUAAUGGGAAGAUGGACAUCGAUGGUUAG